UAUGAAUACUAACAUUGGCAAUUUUCAAUGCGAAAAUAUAGCAGUUAACAUUGGAUGCGGAUCCGGACAGAGCAUUUGCCAUAUGAGUCAAUAUUUUCAAAAGAUAAUUGCAAUUGAUGAAUCUGUAGAUAACAUAAAACGUGCUAAAUGUAUUAACAAAAAUGAAAAUGUUGAAUUUGCAAUUGGUAGUUUUGAUCAGAUACCAGCUGAAGAUAAUUCCGUAUCAUUAGUAUAUUGUGGAACGGCUGUUCAUUGUUUUCAACCAAUAGAAAAAUUUUAUAUAGAGGCAAAAAGGGUUCUGGUACCUGGUGGAUAUAUAAUUAUACCAACCAGUUCGCCAUCAGUAUUGGAGGAAUCUUUAACUGAAAACAUUAUAAAUAGAAGUUUGGUUAUACUUAAAAUAAUACUCAGCUAUAUAACGAAAGAAUGGAAUUUUUGUAAAAUAUCACAACAAGACAAAAAGAAUAUUUCAGUUUUAAAUAGCAUCAAUCACUUACGCAAAGCUUUUUCAAUGGAGAAAUGUUCAGAUUUUCUAAAACGACCUGAUCGAACGGAACACAGUGAAAACGAAGAUCACGAAUAUAAGUGGCCAAUUGCUAUUGGACGAAAACUCUUAAGAGCUCAGAGAUAA
This is a messenger RNA of Dimorphilus gyrociliatus, 631 nucleotides long. The record is from the annotation of a GenBank genome assembly. Lineage: Eukaryota; Metazoa; Annelida; Polychaeta; Dinophilidae.